AUGAGAAUAGUGUUUCAAUUACCAUCAAUCAUCACACAUUUAUCAUAUUUUAGAAUUCCAUUACCAGAUAUUUUACAUUGGAUGAAUAUUGAUAUUUCAUCAUCAGGUAAAACUAAAUUCACACAAAUUCCAUUAAACAGUGAACAAAAAGAAUUAGAAAUUAUUCUUAGAGGGAAUUUGAUUAGCAAACAAUUUCCACAAAUAAAAGUUGAUGAUUUUUUAUAUGAAUUUAAUCAACAAAUCAAAAUGAUAUUAAAUGAACAUUUCAAUACAUCACAUGAGAAUAUCAUUGAUAACUUCAUUAAUAAUACUAGAAUUAAUUUAGAUGAGUUAAUUGAAAAUACAGAAUUUUCAGAAAAGAGAGUGAAAUAA
This is a messenger RNA of Entamoeba dispar SAW760, 372 nucleotides long. RefSeq lists its product as uncharacterized. Lineage: Eukaryota; Evosea; Mastigamoebida; Endamoebidae. The transcript has a single exon. Bases 1 to 372 code for a protein of 123 amino acids. The record is from RefSeq and is a predicted model, not a curated record.